GUCCCUGACCGCAGGAGAGAAGGUAGUUUUGCUGUGGGCACAUUGGUCUUCAAUACGAUCCUCCUGUCUCAGCCUCCCAGGCGGUUGCCAGCCUCCCUCCGAAGGUUUCCUGAUAUGAACACAGUUUUUCCAAAGAUUUUGCAAGCGUAUGUUGGUCUCUGCGUUAAGUGACUGGGACUGAAUCUUAAGUUCAUUCACCACAGGGAACGCUCCGCGAUGAAACCUCAUCCACAGAGCAGUCCCCCUUCCCUUCCUAUGCCUUCUGUGUCCUGCAGGCCAGGUCAGACCCAAAAACCAAAAGACUGGAAUUGGCAUUUGGACCCUGAGCUGUGGGCAAGAUCGGUUCGACAGCAGUUGAAUACCUGCCUCCGCUUUAUGCUGGAAGAGAGGAAGGUACCUUUGUCUCCCGAAAUCCCAUGGUUUGAUACCCUUCAGUCUGGGAUCGCUGGAUGUAGCUGCAGCGGACAAGAACACUCCUGGGACUGUCAGGAGAAACAGGAGCAUCUUAAGGCAGUGGUUGAAUCAGAACAGCGGAACAUGCUGGAGCUGCUGCUGUCUGAGCUUAAAUCUCUGUUCUCAGCUGUGCUGCAGGAUGGCAGUUGUGAAGCUUGGCACUAUUUGCAUGCAGUACUGGGCCUGUUGCCUCCAUACCGUGAGAUGCUAGCUGGUCAACUCCAGUUGCUGCCCUUCCUGGAGCAGCUGUACUGCUGGGCACCCAAGGUGCAAGCCUGGCUCCAGCUGGACCUGCUAGAUGCUAUAGACAAGGCCUUCCCCCCAGACAGUUCUUUGUUACAUAGUUCCUCCCAUGUUGACUGCAGUCCCUGGAUGAAACGGUUUCAUCGGGGACCCCCAUGCUCAGCAUGCCCUUUUGUGAAGGCUCGGUGGGACCAGCAACAAAAAAAGGAAUUGGCCACGUGGCUACGACCAUUGACACUGCCUGAGCUACAGCACUGUCUGGGCAUUGUUGGUGCUGAGGUGGCCCUAGAAGAGACCCCGUGGCUGGACAGCCUUAGUCUCUUGCCCUUGGCACUGGCUACGGACAUCCCUGUACAGUAUGAAAGCAGUGAUAUUGGGCAUGCAGAACCAGCGCCUGCUGGGAGAAAACCUCAGCUUGCCUCUGAAGCUCCUGAGAAGGCCCUCAAGAGGAAAAGCCCUAGGACUUCCAUCUUGAGAAGUCAGGUGAAAUCCCUUCUGAAUAGAGACUGGUCCCAGAAGAAGAUCCAUUUCCUUUAUCUCAACGUGGCUUCUGAUCGGCACUUUAACCCUUACAAGCUGGUGGUGGUGCCACCGAACGAGGUGAAUCCUGAACACUACAUUUUCUCUCCCUUUGGGAUCCUGCAUGUACAUCCUGUGGAAGGCAGUGAAACAAUGACACUAGCCACUUGGCACCGCGACACUGCUCUCUGGCACGAGCUCCAGCGCAUCCCAUUCUUUAAGAACUGCCUCUUACGAAAGGCAUUGACCUGUUGGAGGAAAAAUGUGAGGUUUCGUGGGCUGCAUCGGAUCCAGACUUUCCUGAAGACUCAUCUGCUGUUGGCUAUUCCUCAUUUUGGAGCUGGGAUGCUCCACAUUAACAGGCUUCUUCAGGAGUUUCGUUCUGUGUCCUGGCUACCCAAGGAGCCAGAUAAGAGCUAUGUGCUGAGGGACCUGAAGAAGGCCAUAGCCAAAGAGAACCACAGGGCUCUGCGAGUGCUCUGUCACUUUCUCAAUCUCUGUGCAUCCAUUCUUCAACUGAUUCAUGAAGACACAUAUCAAAUGCAACAGGGCCUGCAGGAGCGAGUGCAGAACUGGAACAGGAUCAGGAAAAGCCAAGGCUCCAUAUAUCUUCAGAGGACGCUGUGCAGGCAACUGGAGAAGAAACUGAAGCAGGCAGAAACAUGGUUGUCAAAGCUGGGAAUGUUUGCCCGCCUGAUUGACUACAUGAUUUGUCAGAACCUUGUUUCCAUCUUAGAAGAUGAAAUAACUUCCUUUAUAGCCAAUAAUCUGCAAGCCCCAAGGCAAAACCCCUUUCUGGUAUCACAGCUGGUCUUUGAUGACAAUGGCCAGUUGUCUCCUAUGCCCCGUGUUGAAUCUAUAAUCCAGAGUCUCAUUAAGAGCCUGCAGUCUAUCAAGACCUCUGCCCUAAAGGUAAUGCAGUCUACAGACCUGAGGACCUCCAGAGAGCCCUUGUAUUCUGAAGACAAUAAAGAUCAGGACUCAAAUACAGAAUUCACAAUUCCCAAGUUUCAUGGAAAGCCCAGCGAUGCUGUUCGCCUCUUCUGUGGCCCGAACGUAGGAUACGUGUGGCCUUGGAAGUCUCAUGCAAUUACUAAUGUCCUGGAAGUCCGUGGGCACCGGCUACGGGGUCAGUAUCUGCAUCCUAAUUAUGACCAUGUACAGGAGGACUUGAACAAGAAUGCUGGAAUCCAACAGGCACUGGCUGUACAACAGGCUCUCCUGGAGGACAUGAGGCAGGAGGUGCAGGAAUUCUGCAAUAAACAGCAAUGGGUAGAAGACAUCUAUGAGUUCCUGAAAGCCUGGAACUCUAAGAAGCUAGAGGACCUGAGAGGCUCUCCUAUCAGUGACUAUGUAAAACUGGUAAGAAAGCUGAAAAAUUGGCAAGAACGUGUCUCCAAUAUGCCUGUCGAGCUGCUGACAAAAAGCAAGUUGCUGCUCUUGAGUGGCCGUGAUGUUCAAGAAGAGUUGGAAUCCAAGUUAAAUAACCUGAGGAAGAACAUUCUUGAACAGGUGAAAGAUGAAUGCUGGAGCCGUAAUCAGCAGCUGAUGAAAAAACUGACAGAGUUCUUGCAGGUCUUCCAAACCAUCAACUUAGACAUUCAUGCCAUUGCACAGUGCUCCCAAAAACUGAAUGAAGCCAACGAGCAAUACUGCCACCUGGAGGAGCAAGUGGAAUAUGUCCGAUCACUCCAUGACCUCAUCCGGAACCACUGUGUCCUCUUCAUUUCUGAGAAUGAGACUCUAGACAUCGCGGUAAGAGAAUAAUAUAAGAAAUUAUUCAUCUCUCCUGGUCUCCCUUCUCUAUAACCACAUCUCAAUUGUCCUCUGCUUGACCCACAGCUUCUGGAUUUAUGGGAGACAUUUCAGUUCGAGAGAAGCCAAGUUUCAGAGUUCCUGCUCAGUAGACGACAUGCCAUUGUGCCCAAGCUGCAGCAGUUGAUGGCAGCAGCAUUGGCAGAGCUGGAAGGCCUGCUAGCGAAGGCACUGUCUGGUCCCUUUAUGGAUCCUUCCCAAGAACAGAGGAGCACUGAGCAACAGCUUGGUGCCUUGGAGAAUCAGUUCCUGAAUACACUCAAUAACUUCAAUGCCCUAUGCUAUGCUUACCGCUCCUUCACCGGGCAUAAGACUACUAUGUCUCCGCCUGCUUCUGGGAACCGGCCUAUAGUACUGCAGCAGCGCAUCUGGAGGCUUUACAGGAUCAUCCACGAAAACUUCAGCGAGUGGAAAUGUGUGGCUUUUAGCAAGUUCAAUCUUUCUAUGGCCCGGGAGAAGACCAAUGCCUGGCUGACAGAGGCUGCAAGGCUCAGCACAGCCCUGGGGCAGCAAAGCCCUGUGCUCCAACGCUGUAUGCGCAUGCUAGAGGAGUUUCGAGCUUACCUGCCCUUGCUUAUCAAGCUGGGCAGCCUGGAGCUGCAGGAUGUUAAUACCCAAUCCCUCUUGAGAGCAUUAGGGCUGGGUGGUCUACAAAGCUUGGACCUCCUUACACUGGGCCGGCUGCUCAAUUGUCCACUGCUGGAAUUCGCAGACCGAAUCAAUCAGGUCUGGCAGCGCGAUAAGGAACGAAUUCAUGCCCAAGAGAUCCUACAGCAGAUGCAGCAGUACUGGGAGGGGCGCCAGCUGCGUCUGCUCAACUUCAUCCUGCAAGUGCCCUACAGGCCUCCAACCUCAGAGCGCUCCAAAAGGCCGGCACUCCGAAGCCCCCAGUGGGAGUUAGUGGGCAAGGAUAGCGGCACCUUCCUCCUCUCAGACUACAGCAGCCUACAAGAUGCCAUCCAGAACAGUCUUCAGGCACUAUUCAAGAUCCUAGCCAUCCAAAAGUCAGGACAUUUGCAUAAAAUAGCUUUAGAGUGGGUGACCAUCAUGUAUGACCUAGGUGCCCUGCUGGAGGUAUGGGUGUCUUUCCAGCAGAAGUGGAUUUUUCUGAACAAAGUUCUUCAUGAGAUGGAGAUCGAAUUUCCUACUGCUGAGCUGAAUGCUCGUUUCAAAGUCAUGGAUGAUCAGUAUCGGACUCUAAUGCGAAUCUCUGUGGCUGAUCCAAUGGUUCUGUCACUUAUAGUGCCCAAUACCAAGAGGAGCCCUUACUUCCAAGGUCAGCAUCUACAGCACCUAUUGAAAGUAGGAUCAGUAGAGCUGGAGGCCAUCAUCAUGGGUCUGGAGGAUGUCCUCUAUGGGGUACGUGCCAACUUCCCCCGCCUUUUCUUCCUCAGUGACAGUGAACUGGUGGCCCUGCUGGCUUCCCCUCUAGAUACCUCUGAGGCCAAGCCAUGGGCACAGCGUUGUUUUCCUUACAUUAAAGCUGUGAACUUCAGGUCCAAAUCAACUAAUAAGGAAAAUAAUGACAAGGAUUCAAAGUCAAGUAUAGAGACUGUGGAGACGAUUUCUGUGCUAGGAGCAUGUGGAGAGGAAGUGAAGCUUCAGGAGCCCCUUCCUCUGUAUCCAGACCUUCCUAAGUGGCUGGCCUCUUUGGAGACAUGUCUACGGCUUGUAGUAGUGAACCUGCUCCAGAGCUGUGUGGCCACCCGCCUUGCUCAAGGCCCAUCCCUCAUUAAGGCAUUGAAGGCAAUGCCUCAACAAAGACAGAUGUCCACACAACUGUAUGUCCAGCAUUGGCUAGAUGCAGUGCAAGUUUUUCCAUGGCAGUGCAUACUGGUGGCAGAGGAGAUAGUGUGGCGAGCCGAGAUGGAGGAGGCUCUGCUUGAGUCAAAGACUAUGCGCCUGAGUUCCAUACAUGUACGCAAUCUUGAGGUCCUGGUACAAUUUAUACGAUCUCAGAGGAGCUCUCAGGGUGAACAACCUCUGCCUUCUGUUCGCCAGACUAGUCUAUUCAGUUCCCUGCUGGUCAAGGCAGUGACUCAUAGGGAUAUAGCACAACUCCUGGAGAAGAACCAGGUCAGUGAUCUGACAGACUUCCACUGGGUCCGCCAAAUUAAGUAUCACCUGGGUUCAUCUCACUUGAAUCUCAAAAGCCCCCUGCAAUGUCUUACGACUACUGCAUCUACUGAGGAGCCCUCUGUGUCACCAGCUGCAUGCUGGAUAGAUGUGCUUGGCCGGUCCUUCUUGUACAAUUAUGAGUACAUGGGGCCCAAACUGGGGCCUCUACCUAGCCUGAUGCAUGAGCGGCAAGUGUUUAUUCUCUUAUUGGCCUUGAAUGAGGUGGCCUAUGGGGCCGUACUGGGCAGGGAUGGUCUGGGCAAGGCAGAAACUGUGAAUAGCCUGGCAUGGGCCCUGGGCUGCCAGCUGGUAAUAAUGCCCUGCUUGCCCCAGAUAGAGUUCCGAUGUCUGAGCAAUUACCUGAAUGGUGCCCUUCAGUGUGGGGCCUGGUUGCUGUUAGAGAAUGUUCACCAACUACCUUCUGGCCUGCUUUCUGCCCUGGGCCAGCGUCUGGAUGAACUGCACCAUCUUUACGCCCCACUAUAUCAGAAAGCUUCCAAAAACAUCAGUACCAUAAACCCUACUAAACACUUACUCCUUGGUGCUGGUUUCUUUGAGAAGCAUCAAGUGUCCGUACGUCUUGGCUUUGGCUGUUUCCUGACAUUUCAUUCCCUGAGUCCUGAUGUGCCUGCCAAUCUGCAUCUGCUACUGCGUCCUGUGGCAUUGGCAUUCCCAGACCUGCAGCGAGUGGCAGAGCUGCAACUGCUGGGAGCAGGGGUACGGGAUGCCUCCAGAAUGGCUACUCGCCUAUCCAAAUUAUUUUCCCUAGAACGUGAGCUGGUGUCUGGGACCUUGCCCAGUCGCUUGCCACUGCUCAAACAGGUACUAGAAAACACAAUAGAGACACUAAAUGCAUCUGAAGAAAACAAGUCCCAGCAACCCCACAACCUAGCUGCCGCUGAGGAGGCUGCGCUACUGCGUGCCCUGUUGCAUUCACCACUGUUCAGCAUUCUUGAUGGGCUCCGCCUACAAAAGCUCCAAGAACUGCUCUGUGGGAUUUUUCCUAAUGCUAGUCAUGUGCUGGCAGAGCCUGUGUGCCACAGGCUGAUGAAGUCAGUAGUGGUGGAAGAACUCCAGCAGUUAGGCCUGUUUCCCACCCUUAACACAUUGACGUCUCUGGAGCAGCUCAGUGAGGCCCUGAGCAAGGCCUCUGGCAUUCUGCUCCUGGGUACUGCAGGCAGUGGCAAGAGUACUUGUUGGAAGAGCUUAUUUAAGAUUCAGAAUCGUCUGGCAGCCAUGGAACAUACCUCAACCAAGGGUUUCCAAUCUGUGGAAACUGUCCACCUAUAUCCUAGUGUGCUCACUUCCCAAGAAUACCUAGGAUGGUCAGAAGGUUCCUCCUGGCACUAUGGUAUAUUUCCUAAGCUCCUUCAUGCUGCCCCUUAUUGUAAGACUGUAGGCUCAGAAGAGAAGUCAGAAAGAUUCACAGGGAUCCAGCAAUGGAUAAUAUGCGAUGGGGCUCCUAAUCAUGCAUGGUUAGACUCCAUCACUUGCCUCCUGGCUGACCGUCCCCAGUUGAGUCUCCCAAAUGGUCAACAGAUAGCACGGCCCCUAGGUACCUUUUUCUUGAUAGAGGUAGCAGAGGCAGCAGGUAUGUCUCCUACAAUGUUAGGCCGGUGUGCUCUCGUCUGGUGUUGUGGGGAACAGACUUGGCAGUCCAUGCUUAAUAUCUUGAUAACAUCUCUGCCUCAUGAAUACCAUCUACAGCAAGAGACAAUCGUGCAGUUCAACCACUUAGCUGAAGUACUAGUGCCUUCAGUGUUCCGAUUCCUUACCCGCAUAGGUGCUAGUUCUCAGCUACAGGUACAUGGACAUCAGGCUGUUUGCCCAGGUGUGGCAGAAGUCACCAGCCUGAUCCGCAUCUUGCGUGCUCUACUUGACCCCCAUCUACACUUAUUUGAGGAAGAGAAGCCACACACAAAAGAGGACUUUAGUGGCACUGAUCUUGUGACUCAAAACUUCAGAUCUUCAAAAAGCAAGGCCCAGUCUGACCGCAUCAGUGUGUAUAAAAAGGAGAGGAGACAUUUGCUGGCUAUCAGUAGCUUUCUUUUUGCCAUAAUCUGGGGCUUUGGAGCCCACCUUUCCUCCAGACACUGGCCUCUCUUUGAUGACUUCAUGAGGAAGUCUAUUAGUUCCCUGCCCAACUAUCCCGAGCCACCUCCUUCAGCCUUGGUGUUUGAUCUACAUAUAAACCUUGAAGAUGGAACACUGGUUCCCUUCACUGGCCAGUACCUGAGCACCCGUGUCAAAAGAAGUCUGGGUUCUUUCCAGCCCUCUUCUCAGAUGGAACAGCUUUUGUAUGUGGUGGACCUACUUCUGUCAAAUGGACAGCCAGUGCUGCUUGCUGGAGAGAUAGCAACAGGGAAGUCAGCUUUUGUGGAGGUGCUGGUGGAGCCAAAUCACCCUACCAUUCACAGACCCAUUAACCCUGCCUUAAAUUCUGCUCACCUUCGUAACCUGCUGAGCAGAGCAGUCCAUGGCCAAACACAAGCUGGCUCAUUUGUUGGGCCUCAUCAGGACUCCAAAGGCUCUAUCCUUUUCCUGAUGGAAGAUUUGCACCUGGCUGCUUUUGACCCAGAGAAGAGCUGCCAGCCAGUGCUGGAGACUCUGCGGCAGGCAAUGGAAGGCACCAUCUAUGCCCACAACACCUUGGAAUUACAGACUCUGCAGCCUACAGUCAACUUCCUUGCCACUGCUACAGUGCCAGGCUACUCCGAGCGCCCACUCUGCCCGCGUCUCUACCGACUCUUCACAGUGUUGGCCCUGAACAGCAUGACCCAGGACACCCUGUUGAGUAGGCACGUACCUAGUAUCCAAGCCUGGCUUGAGCGCUUCCCCUCUGUGGAGCGGGAGCAUACUCUGGCAAGAGCCCUUGUCAGGGCUUCCGUGGAGGCUUGGGAGGCUGUGUGCAAUUGCUUCAUGCCGUCACCCCUCCACCCACACUACCGCUUUUCCCCACAUUCUGUGAGCCAUAUUCUGGGAAGCCUGCAGCUGCUGCCUACCAGAAUGGGUUCACGAGGUUUUGUAGAUUCUUUCCAUCACCAGGAGCAUCUGCGCCGGGUAUCCGGCUUGCGUGGAACUCGCCUGACUAUCAUGAUGUCUAUGCGUGUCAUGGUGCGUCUUUGGUUGCAUGAGGCACAAAGAACAUUUUGUGACCGGCUGGACAGUGAUAGGGAACGUUCUCAUUGUGUUAAGCUGCUUCUAGAAGUAGCUCAGAGGGUCUUCUGUAGUGUGCCAGGGUCUGAGUCCUUGGCCAGGGACUGUGAGGAAGAGGAAGUGGAGGAGGAGAAAGUGCCUGAAGUAGAAUCUGAAGAAGAAAUAGCCCACUGGGAGAUCUUAAGCAACAGUGACAGUGGAUCAGAGGAAGAGGAGGAUCCAUUUGGCCUUCAGGCCACCACAGGGUCGUUCCUCAGUGAGAGCGGUCUAGCACCAUUGCCCAUAAAGUCAGUAAACAAGGAGAACACAGAAAAUGUAAGUCAGGUGGCUCAGCAGUUGGAAGAUAUAAGGAAUUCUAACAGUAAGCUCCAAUUAGAGACACACAAGCGCAAGUGGCAGAGAGCACCGCAGACGGACUUAAGUUUACCUUUGUUGCUACCGGUGCUAUUGUUCUAUCCCCAGGAGAAUCCCUCAGACCUGGUGUUCAGUCUGGAGCUUACACUGGGAUCUAACUUUGAGAGUCCCAACUUGUACCUGGAACGGCAGUGGGAAACCCUGGAAAAGCAGUUGGCUGCCUCAGCUGUUGGGCUGAAGAUGAACUCUGACUUUGCCCAGUGCCAUGUGAUGGUCCAGCAUGUGGCUCGCCUGGUCCGAGUUCUAGCUAGGCCCCGGCAGCAUGGUCUAUUACUCUCAGAGUUCCGGGGUACUGGGCGCAAUACAGCCAUCAUCCUGGCUUCUAACAUUUGUCAGGCUCGCCUUUUUCAUCUACCAUUUGAAUCAGAGGAAGCUGUUUUCCAGUGUCUCCGAGAUGCCAGCUGGCAUGCUGGCGUAUUAAACCAGUCAGUGGCUCUUUUGGUGCCUGAUCAAGUGAAUGUUGCUACCUUUUGCCAGCUGUUGGCCCUGGCAACCUCAGGUAGCUUCCCUGACCAGUACACAGAAGCAGAUCUGGAUAACAUCGAGGAGCAUCUCCCCAAGGAAAACCUUGUGAACAAAUACAGCAUUAAGAAGGACACAGUACUGAAUAGGUUCUACCAGCAAGUGUGUAGCAACCUCCACAUGUUCUUCCUAAUGGAAGAUGACCAAGUCCAAAAGCAGCUGCCCUCUACCCUUUUCCUGAGUCUCCUUCAAUUGACCAUUGCCAGUGUUGACCGCUAUGAACCCUGGGACCAAGCUUCUCUGGUCAGGAUUGCCCAGUUCCGUCUGGAGAAUGAUCAGAGUCUACCUCUUGAUGAUGGCUCCUUGAAGUGCCCAGAUUUCAAGAUCCUAAUUCCCAAUGUGGCCAACAUCAUGGCUCGCAUUCAUGGUUCAUCUGCCUAUUACCAUCAACACAUGUGUCCUGCACUGCCACUUGUCACCCCCAGGACCUUCCAGGACUUCUUGGAUAUGUUCCUGCAGCAGCAGCAGCAGAUGGUCCUGCAGAUGAGGAUGAGGGCCAGGCGCAUCCAAUCGGCCCUGAAGACGCUGAGGCUGCUGGUUGAGAGGCAUAGUACCCAAACCAGCAUGCUCACUGACUUGGAAAAGCAGCUAAAAGGCUCCUACAAAAAUGUCGGUAUGUAUCAAGCCCAACUUGAACAAUGUAAGAUCCUGUACAAGCAGAAGAUGGCAGAAUGCCAACACCUGGAGAGCCUCAUUGAGAAUCUGACCAGGCAGCAUGAUGCCCUAAAGGCUCAACACGAGGCUUUCCUGGAGCAGAUGGGCAAGGCAUUCGUAGGUCCUUUGAGCCAGCUGCGGGUGGCUGACUUUGAGGAGAUAAGGAGCUACCGAGCCCCACCAGAAUCCGUAGUCAAGGUGACAGACGCAUUAUGUGACCUGUUCCACCAUGAGACAGGCUGGUCCAGUGCCAAGCAGCUGUUAUGUACUGAAGACUUUUAUCAGGAGCUGGUAUUCUUCCCCAAGGAGAAGCUGAUGGACUCAGAGCUGACCAAGUUGAGCCAAGCUCUAAGGGCUCCAGGUAUGAGUGAUGCAUCCUUGAGGUCAGUAAGCAUCCCUGCAGCAAACCUGGCAGUCUGGCUCCGGGCAGUCCUGCGCUACGGGCUGGCACAACGCCGAGGAUUGCCCACUGGCCUGCUGUUGCGGCAGGUAGAUGCAACACUGGCUCGGGAGCAGGCCCGCCUUGGCCAGUUCCAGUUUCAGGCCCAUGAUCUGCUAGAGCAAACUCUGUUUUUGACUAAAAAGCUAGAAGAGGCCCAACUCAGUCAUAACCGCGUUAUGGAGACCCUCAAUCAGGCACAAUGUGGGCACUUUCACAGAUGGCCCAUGAAGUCUGCACUGCUCACACCCAUGCACAUGUGGACGACACAGCUCCAGAAGUUGCAGGAGCAAGCCAAGACUGUGUUUGGAGAUGCCCUCUUGUGCUCUGCUGCCAUCGUCUAUCUGGGUCCCUUCCCACCACAGCGUCGCCAAGAACUGCUGGAAAAGUGGCUAUCUCUGUGUCAGGGCUUUGAGGAAGCCCUGGACCCAGAUGAUGUGGCACAGGCACUGAGGCAGAAAUCUGUUAGGGUAUCAAAGGACCCUCUGCUGCCCACACGCACUCCCUUCAGGAUUUUGACCUUGCUGAGCUGUGGAUCUGAACAGCACCAGUGGGAUCGAGACCUGAAGCCCCAAGCUAAGUCAGCCCGCCUAUUAGGCCUGCUGCUGCGAAGCCACAUCCACUUCAGCAGUUCCCGUUGGCCUCUGCUGCUUGAUCCCAGCAAUCAGGCCAUCAUCUGGUUGAACCCACUACCUCCAAAGCAGAACAAGUGGUUGGAACAACCUCCCAAAGAGAGCAGAGCAAAGUACCAUGUGACAAAUCAAGACAGUGAGGAUGAAACAGAAGAUGAACUGGAAAGUGAGAACAAUGAAGAUGAAGAUGAGGUCAAUGAGCAAAGAGAAGAGCACAAAACAGAGGAAAACAAGAGUGAGGAAGAGAACAAGCAGGAAGAGCAAGAAACAGAGAAAGAGAAUGAAGCAGAGAGCACAAGCUCAGACUCAAGCUCAAGUCCACCCUCUGAGACUCAGUCUCUGCCCUCCUACCUCACUGUGCUCUCAGGCACAGACCCAGAGUUGGGUCCUCAGCUCCUGGAGGCAGCUGCCAAUGGCUUGCCUGUGCUCUUGACCAAUAUGGAGCUGAGCCUAGGGUGCCAAGAACUUCAAUGGCUGCUGUCAAAGAAGAAUCUGAUUCCACCAUAUGUGCAGCCUGGCUUCUGUCUCUUUCUGAGUACUACCUUUCCCAUCCAUGCUUUGGACCGAGUACUAGGUUAUGAAUUGCUGAAAGGGCUGAAUGUUCUGGAUCUGGGUCUGAACAUGGAAAUACUAGAAGAACAGAUGCUGCAUGAAAUUCUGUGCAGAGAGCGCCCUGAGCUUGAAACCCGCUGGCAAGACCUCAAAGUCAGAGCAGCAGAUAACUAUGAAGCUAUAAAGGCUGAUGAGGAACAGCUGCUGGUGAUAUUGCUACGCCAGAACAAAAUGCGUCAGAAACCAUCAAGGUUUUUGAGAGAAAUGGUGAGGACUCAAGCAAAGAUAUGUCAACUGAAUGCUCAAAUGGAGGAGUUAGAUGAGCAGAAGCUGGAGGUGGCAGCAUUGUGGGCACCCUACCGGCAGGUAGCUUAUUAUGGAAUGGCUAUGGUAGAAGCACUAAGCUCACUACAGAACCUGCUGCCGUUUUUCUGUAUGAAGUCAGAGAAUUGGUUGGCAGUCAUCAGAAGGGCUAUAGACAGCAUGAAGUCAUGUGAUAGUUAUCAUGGAGAAGACUUGCCCAGUCAUCUGCUACGGAUGAAAAUACACCUGGCCCGUCAAUUGCUGAUCAACACUGUGGUUGCCCUAGGAUUAAUCCAAACACCCUUGGUGGGUGCCUUCGGUGCUUUGGCUAUGCUGCAAGUGACAAAGAAGACACCAAAGCUAGAGAGACUGGCAUUAUGGCCAGGACUGUUAGCCUCUCCCAGCUCAGGCCACAACAUACAGAUCCCUGGUGUGACUAGGCCAGCCUGGCUAAGUUCAAGAGCCUGGGAAGAGUGUGGAGCAUUGGAGUUGUUGUCCCCAUUUGCUGGGCUUCGUGCAUCCCUGGCAAGUCACUCUGAUGUGUGGCAGGAUUACCUGUCACUAUCAUCCACUGUGCUGGGUCCUGCACCUGGUCCUAAUUCUGAGCCACUUAGCCUCUUCCAAAAGCUGAUUCUAUGGCGGGUACUGAGACCAGAUUGCCUGGUAGGUGCCCUAGCAGACCUCACCACCAGCCUAUUAGGUCGGCCCCUAGAUGAAGACCUGGAUGCCCCUACCAUGAUCUUUGAACAUAUUCAGCCUACUCAACCCAUACUGAUCUUACUGCCACCACCUGGCCACCCUACAGCCACCCUGCAUCCUGUGACUGUCAUCCGGAAACUGGCUGCCAGUGAAAAGCCGCAGAAGCAUCUGCAUGUGAUAGCACUGGGCUCGGAAGACUGGGAUCCUGUAUCAACUGUAGUCAACACUCUAUCCCAGGCUAUGCUGCAGGGGCACUGGCUAGUGCUAGAUAACUGUCAUUUGAUGCCCUUUUGGCCAAGAGAGCUGUUACAACCCUUGCAGGGACUGCUGGAUGGAGCCAAGGUGGUCUCAGACUCUGAACUGAUAGCUGAACCAGAAAGCAGGACUGUGGCCACUGUCCAUAGAGAUUUCCGUCUUUGGCUGAUUGCAUCUACUGAGGCCAGUACUUCUUUGCCAGGGGUGCUGACCCAGCACUCCAUGCCUGUUUUCUGGAAUCAGUCCUUAGAACUGGGCCGUAUCUUGAUCGACAGUGUGGAUUCCCAGCAAGAACUCAGCACACAAUCCUUCACCCAGACAUUUCCUUUGUUCUUCCUAUAUGGUCUUCUAGUACACAGACAGCUCUAUGGGUUAAAGCUGCAAGCACACAGGGGACGCUGGAGUCAAGUGACCUUGACCAGGGUUCUUCAGAUCCAAGAGCAGCUGUGGGCCAGUCUUAGCAACCCCAGUGCUGCCUUGUUGGAGCUGGCUGCUUCAGUUCUCUAUGGAGGUCCUUUGAGGGACCUGGAGGACAGAGAGACCCUGGUUAGCCUGACAGGAGCCUGCUUGAAUCCCAGGAACAUGAACUGGGUCCAGCCACACACACCCCAGUAUCUCCUGGCUACUCUGAUGCCCAGCCCAGAACUAGGGGAGCUGGAUGCCAGGACAGACUGCAAGGCCCAGAUGCACCUACUGCCCACACCAUCUGAACCUCGUACCUGUGGACUAAACGAGGGGCCCCAGGUCUGGCUGUUGAGACGCCAAAGUCGUGCUCUCCUGAAUGCGCUGCGGCAGUGUUCAUCCACCUGGGUUCCUACAGUUUGUGGAGGAACUGUCCAGCGCAAAGAAAGGCGACUUCGGCACCGCCUAGUGCAAGCCAAGAAGAGGCUGGUGGCACUUCAGGCUUUGCUAACCAACAACCGUUUUCGCUCAGGCCAGUGUGUCACCCCCUGGGCAGUGUUAGGACCCAAUGCCCGGCCACCUCUAGAGGGCUUCUUAGAGACCGAGGUGCUGGAACUGAAGCAGCUGGUGGGUAUGCUGCUGCGUGACCUUGACUGCCUAUUACAGCAGCUGAAGGGCGAGACCCCGUGCACUUCCAGCCGCUGUGCUGAGGUGGCCCAGGCUCUUUGGGCUGGGCGCCUACCUCAGCCUUGGAGAUCUCAUGCACCUGCUGGUCCACAGCUUCCCUGGCUAUGGCUGCGACAACUGUCCCGCCGUGGGCACCUGUUGAUUCAAUACCUGGACAGUGGCAUGAGCGAAAAUGCCAACGGACCAGAGCGCAUAUUUCACCUGUCAGCUUUUCGCCAUCCCCGUCGCCUGUUGCUAGCGCUUCGUUGGGAGGCUGUCCUGGAGAACUCAGGACACAGCCCCAAGCUUCCUGGUCACCAAGGCUCUGGCUCUGGCAAUCUCCCACCUAGACGUCAGGAGUUGAACAACCACCCUCUGCAUAUCUGGGUGGAGAAUGGCCCAAAUCCCAAAGUUCCUAAGAUGGGACUGCUGCUGAUUGGGUUACAACUCCAGCACGCGGCGUGGGACCAGACAGAUGGAGCCUUGAAGGACAGUUUUUCCAGCCAACCCUGUCCUCUGCCUCCUGUCAGUGUCAGCACACAAUCCCGGGGUGCCAAAGAUGCAUCAGUCUCAGCUGGCCUGGGCAUAUACUCCUGUCCUUUAUAUAUGACUGGGCCCCUUGGCACCACCAAGCUGCAUAGCAAGAACAUCCUGAUGCGCCUGCCACUACCCACAAGGCUCAGCCCUGAUACAUGUAUUCAACGGAGAGUCCAUGUGUGCAGCCCAACUUUAACCUGAGUCCUGACCAAAAUAAAGCUGUAGUGAUGUCAGGAA
This is a messenger RNA of Rattus rattus (black rat), 14616 nucleotides long. RefSeq names its product dynein heavy chain domain 1 (gene Dnhd1). The transcript is spliced from 44 exons. Gene Ontology annotation, cellular component: dynein complex. Gene Ontology annotation, biological process: microtubule-based movement. The record is from RefSeq and is a predicted model, not a curated record. Gene Ontology annotation, molecular function: dynein light intermediate chain binding; dynein intermediate chain binding; ATP binding. NCBI's taxonomy places the organism in Eukaryota, Metazoa, Chordata, Mammalia, Rodentia, Muridae.